This is a messenger RNA of Penicillium egyptiacum, 1362 nucleotides long. The record is from the annotation of a GenBank genome assembly. Lineage: Eukaryota; Fungi; Ascomycota; Eurotiomycetes; Eurotiales; Aspergillaceae.
AUGCCCAAGAACUUCCCGGCACGAAGGAAGUGGGUGAUCACCAUAAUGCUAGGAAUGAUGACAGUUUGCGUUACUUUCGGGUCUUCGGUCUUCAGCACAGCAACAAAGCAGACGGCGAAAAAGUUCGGUGUCUCCCCAGAAGUCAUGGUGUUGGGUGUCAGUUUGUUCGUCCUGGGCUUCGCCUUUGGCCCUAUUAUCUUCGGUCCCCUGUCUGAGCUGUACGGACGAAAGCGACCGUUAUUUCUGGGCGUGUUUGUCUUCGCAAUCUUUCAGAUCCCCGUCGCGGUAGCCCAGAACUUGCAGACUAUCUUCGUAUGUCGCUUUCUGGGUGGACUUUUUGCCAGCGCACCCCUUGCCAUUGUAUCCGGCAUACUGGCUGAUAUGUUCCAGCCCGUAGAGCGAGGGAUUGCAAUGGCCGUGUUUGCCGCGGCAACCUUCAUCGGACCGGUCGCUGGACCAAUCGUCGGGGGGUUCGUAACAAUCUCCUACCUGGGCUGGCGUUGGACGGAGUAUAUCACAGCCAUUUGGGCGUUGGCCACCGCUGGCAUCGGGCUCCUGGUAAUUCCCGAGACGUUCGAGCCGAGGUUACUCACGCAACGCGCUCAGCGACUGCGACACAAAACCAAGAACUGGGCUCUCCAUGCAAAGGCAGAAGAGAAUGUAGUAAACUAUCGGGAUAUCGCAGUACGAUAUCUCCUGCGCCCCUUCCAAAUGCUCGUGCAGGAACCCAUUCUUCUGCUUGUUACCCUGUAUACAGGUUUCAUCUAUGCGUUUCUGUACACAUGUUUCGUGGCAUAUCCAAUCUCCUUCCAAGAAGAGCGUGGAUGGAAUGGUGGCGUUGGAGCAUUGCCCUUUGUCGCUGUUAUUUGUGGUGUUUUCUGCACUUGUUUGAUUAUCAUUGCGUUCUCAUUGACUCGGUAUAGAGCGUUCAUAAUCCGCAAUGGCCGGGUUCAACCAGAGGAGCGGCUGAUUCCUAUGAUUAUUGGAGGCGUCCUGCUGCCUGCCGGCAUGUUUUGGUUUGGCUGGACCUCAAAUCCUCACAUUAUUUGGGUUCCGCAAGUUGUAUCUGGGGGCUUCUUGGGGUCAGGGGUGAUAUUGAUCUUCCUGCAGGGGCUUAACUAUAUCGUCGAUGUGUAUCCUCUGUAUGCCAACUCCGCGAUCGCAGCCAACUCCUUCUUUCGUGCAUGGCUGGGGGCUGGAUUUCCUAUGUUCGCAUCGGGAAUGUUUCACAACCUGGGCGUCCCUUGGGCGAUGACAUUGCUAGGUUGUCUUACCGCUGCCUUGUUCCCUGUGCCCAUUGUGUUUUACAUAUAUGGGCCAAAGAUACGGUCAUGGAGUAGAUUCACCAUGAAGGAAGAAUGA